AUGGACAUGGCCAACACCUUGUUCACUCCUGUUAAAGGAAAGCCUCUCAGUCCGUUUAUUUCCAAGCUCAAGCUGCUUCUCAAUGAAGAAAAAUAUCGUAAAGCCAUCCGGUGGUCUGAAAAUGGUGGGGCAAUUCUCAUUUCCGACGGUGAAGUAUUCAAACGCCAGGUUCUAGACGAAAGCGCAGAAAUGUUCAAAACCAGGAACUUUACCAGCUUUGUAAGGCAACUUAACCUGUACGGUUUCCGAAAAGUUCCCGUUAACGGAAAGGGUGAUCCUUCAAAAAACAUGGAGUUUGAACAUGUCCAUUUUAAACGAGAUAAGCCGGAACUAAUGCAUUUGGUCAAGCGAACCUGCCCUUCAAGGAAAAAGAAGAGAGUUGCUCAAGGAACGUUGACUAGCAUCAAAAGAGAAAGUCCAUCUUUUCGAGAACAACGUCAUGACAAAUUCAAGUCACCUGGAGGAGAGGAGAGAGUCUCUGGAAAGUUAAGAAAAAACGAAAGCAGUUUCUACAGCGAAAGUCCGAGUUCUUCGCCGCGCAAUGAAAGGGAAAGCGAAGAGGAAUCGACUGAAUUCAAUCACUCGAGUCACUCUCCGUUUGAAGCAGCACAGAACAACGUUGGAAAUUCCCUACAAGAAUAUUACUAUCAAAGAUUUCAAGAAGAACAGAUCGCAGUUCAGCUUCUUUUGAAUUUGCGUUACUCGUCGUCUUCGCCUCAAAGUUGUGAAAAUUUUCAGCCACAGCCAACUGCUUACGAUCCAUCUUGCGCCGGAUAUUCCAUGUACAUGUACCCUUCGGUACCUUUUUAUGGCCAGUACACUUCCAUGUACUAA
This is a messenger RNA of Pocillopora damicornis (cauliflower coral), 834 nucleotides long. RefSeq lists its product as uncharacterized. The record is from RefSeq and is a predicted model, not a curated record. Gene Ontology annotation, molecular function: sequence-specific DNA binding; DNA-binding transcription factor activity. Gene Ontology annotation, biological process: regulation of DNA-templated transcription. Lineage: Eukaryota; Metazoa; Cnidaria; Anthozoa; Scleractinia; Pocilloporidae.